AUGGCUCUUGAAAUCUUCCAAGUGGGUGAGUGCUCCCAGAGAUGCUAUAACAUCUUUGUUCUGGAGACAGUGUGCGUCGCCUGGUUCUCCCUGGAGUUCCUGCUGCGCUUCAUUCAGACUCAGAGCAAGUGUAUGUUCCUGCGUACGCCUCUAAACGUCAUCGAUGUGGUAGCCAUUCUUCCCUACUACAUCACCCUCAUCGUGGACUCUCUGUCGGUGGGUGGGAAACCUGCAGGCUCGGGGAACAACUACCUGGAGAAGGUGGGGUUAGUUCUCCGAGUUCUCCGCGCACUACGGAUCUUUUACGUCAUGAGGUUGGCCCGCCACUCCUUAGGCUUGCAGACCCUCGGCCUAACAGUGAGGAGGUGCACGCGUGAGUUUGGCCUGUUGCUGUUGUUCCUGUGCGUGGCCAUGGCUCUUUUCUCACCACUCGUUUUCCUAGCUGAGAGCGAAAUGGGCGCAAAGCAGGAAUUCACCAGCAUCCCUGGUAGCUACUGGUGGGCGGUCAUCUCCAUGACUACAGUCGGUUAUGGGGACAUGGUGCCCAGAAGCAUCCCUGGCCAGGUAGUGGCGCUUAGCAGCAUCCUGAGCGGUAUCCUCCUCAUGGCCUUUCCUGUCACAUCCAUCUUUCACACCUUCUCCCGCUCCUAUGUUGAGCUGAAGGAGGAGCAGAGCCGGGCGCUCAGGCAGAAGCCAGACUCGCAGGACAGCACCAAGUCGCAGAACAGCGAGGACUCCCAGGAGACGGACAGCUACCAUGGCAUUACAGAGGCCACGGCUUCAGCCAUACAGCGGAGAAAGUCGAUGGCUGCUCAGAGGGCGGCUGAGAUCAGAGCGUCCAUGAAGACUUAGCCUCUCUGUCAGCCUGUCUUUUUUCAAGCGGGAGCCACAGAGGCUGAUACCCAGCACUGGGACUUCAAAAAUGACAAGCUGCGGCACUGUGAACAGGGAUGAGGUUUUCUCUGUUGAGCUCGGGGUUUCUGCUUUGAACGUGUGAAGCGCUUGUGCACCAGAGUGUGUCUGAAUUUCACAGAUUUUACAGGAGAGCCGCAGACGAGGUCUUUUUCGUUUUUUACGAAUCUGAUUUUAAAAUAUAGGAAACAACACAAUAUUCACACUUAAAUAUCUUAAAAAAAACAAAAACAAACCUAAUGGACCGUACUCUCACUGACUGUAACUCAGUUUAGUCUCUGAAAAGAAAAUCUGCUACUAAAACACACGUGUUCUUGUUUAGACCUCGGAAUAAUAGUUUAUGUUCCUCAUGUAGCUGCAUUGAGUGGAUUGUGUGAAAUAAAGGUGUUUGCUGAGAU
Messenger RNA from Neolamprologus brichardi, 1310 nucleotides. The record is from RefSeq and is a predicted model, not a curated record. NCBI's taxonomy places the organism in Eukaryota, Metazoa, Chordata, Actinopteri, Cichliformes, Cichlidae.